AUGUAUAUAUAUUUCAGCGUUGGCGACUUCGUUGCCGUAGGCGAUCUGAUUGUGAAGUGCAUUAACAUUCUUCGAAAUACUCAGUCCGAGCACCAGGAGCUUAUUCGCGAGCUUGAGAGUCUCAAACAAGCCCUGAGCCAGGUAGACAAGCUCAAGGGCCGUGGAGACCAAGCCGUCGCCAUCGAUCAAAUCAAGUGCGCUGCCCUGACCUGCAAGUAUCCGCUCGAACAGCUCUUGGCCAAAAUUCAAAAAUAUGAAAAGAGCUUGGGCCCAGGAAAGUCGGUUGCCAAAGUCAGAGAUGCCGGUAGGAAAGUUUGUUGUGCGUUGGGAAAGAAGGAUGAGGCCAACAGGCUACGGAAUUAUUUCAACCUGCACAUUUGGACGAUCAAUAUGCUCAUGUUACAAGAAGGCUUGGAAAGGCUUGAUGUUGCUUCAGAACAGAGCGACAAGAAUCAAGAAGACACUAAAGACGGAAUUGAGGGUUACUCUAGAGAGCUUAAAGAGGUAAAAGGUAGAACAUCGCUACUGAAGGCUAUGUCAACCUACCCGUACGACACAUUGAGAGCGAAGAGACUCGUUGAAUGUGGAGCUGACGUUCAUGCAAAAGACUCCGUGGGAACGACUGUUCUUCACUACGUUCAGAGCUCAAGCGAAGGACUUCUGCAGCAGUUUCUGAUCACUGGGGUCUGUGCCGGCGAGCUCAUGCUGCGAAGCAAGCCGAGAGGGAUGAUGAGGCCGAGAACUUAUGUGGGGGAAGAGAAAUGCAUGUAG
Molecule: messenger RNA, 771 nt
Organism: Letharia columbiana
Lineage: Eukaryota; Fungi; Ascomycota; Lecanoromycetes; Lecanorales; Parmeliaceae
Exons: 3
Coding region: 1-771 (256 amino acids)
Source: RefSeq, a predicted model, not a curated record